CAAAUAAACCUGAAAACACACACACACACACACACACACACACACACACACACACACACAUUAGAACCUUCAGAAAAACGUGAAAAUGUUAGUAGGUGUUGGAAGGUAUUUUAAUGGGAACUAUGGAAAUGAAAGUAAUUAAAAAGCUGCUCUAUUAACAUAAAAUAUUUUUUGCAAUAUCCAUAGAGGAACAAUAUGGUUUCCUUGGGAAACAUGUAAUUAGUUUGACUACACAGUCAUAAAAUAUGUUGAAGGAUAUAAUUAUUUUCCUGGGCAGCAGGCAGCUAAAAAUGUCAUUAAGUGAGAGCAAGGUCAGAAUGCAUUGCAGGCGGUUGUGGGAGGGGUGAAAAGAGGCUGAAAGCAGGUACAUAAAACAUUUACUCCUAAUGACUUACCUUCAGCAGAGCAGACCAGCAACACCAUGGACAUCGGCUCGGCAAUUUUAAUAAUUGGCUUCGCUGCUCUUGUUGCAGCCUUCCUUCUUCUGGUAAUUGGACUUGUGUACGCUGAGCUGAUGAAUUCAGACAUUCCUUGUGGGGUUGCAAAUAGAGGGAAACUGCGCAUGGUUCAUGGAUUGUUUGUUGGUAUUGCAGUCGUGGCUCGGAUCCUACAUCGACUGGGCAUUUGUCAUCAGGUUAGCUUUACCCGAUGGUUCGUGGCCUGUUUUCUCUAUCACCUGAAACAAGUUCCCGCAGGUCUGCGAGUGAAGGACAUGACAUUCUCAGAGGUGCCAGUGCGAGUAUAUGAACCUACCUCUGUGUGUGAUGGCUUGAGGAGAGGUCUAAUGUAUUUCCAUGGAGGCGGAUGGAUAUUGGGAAGUAUAGAUUCUGUUGAUGAAGUGUGUCGGCAUAUUGCCAUUGAAUCUGACACCACUGUGAUAUCUGUUGGAUACCGAUUAGCCCCUGAGCACAGGUAUCCUGCCCAGCUGGAUGAUUGCGAGAAAGCAACGUGCCACUUCCUGUCUGUGGCUGAGACAGAGUUCGGGGUGGACUCUCACAGAGUGGCAGUUGGAGGGGACAGCACUGGGGCUAACCUGGCAGCAGCACUGUGCCAAAGGCUGGCGUGCAGUGAGGACCGACAUCUGCCAUUCCCUUGCGCUCAGGUCCUCAUUUACCCAGCCCUGCAGAUGGCAGAUUUCAACUUGCCUUCCUACCAGCAAAAUCAUGCUGUGCCCAUAUUGUUUCGUGGCCGGAUGGCAUUCUACUUCCUGCAAUAUCUCAAUGGAGAUGUUUCUCUGUGCCAAGAAGUGCUGGAAGGUAACCAUGUCCCCACUGAGCUCAGGCCACGCUACGAACUAUGGUUAUCCCCUUCCAACUUACCUCCUGAGUGCCUCACACGGGGUUUCUAUAAGCACCCAAGCCCAGAAUAUGAUGGGGAGGUGUAUCACGCAAUUAAAGAUGGUUUGGAACCUGAGGUUUCCCCUUUACUGGCAGACGAUGCUCUCAUUCAGAAAACCCCGCGAACCUUCAUCCUUACCUGUGAAUAUGAUGUCCUGAGGGAUGAUGGGAUUCUUUACAGGAAGCGACUUCUGGACCUGGGAAAAGAUGUCACCUGGCAGCAUGUGCUAGAUGGCUUUCAUGGCAUGAUUAACUUUUUUAACCAGGGCUGGCUCACAUUUCCCUCUGCAGUGCAAGUUGUGGAUGGUGCUGUUCACUAUAUAAAAACACUGUGAGGGUAAUAAAUAAGAUCCUGCAAUAAACUUUAUUCUACUUCCCAUCUUGUUUUACAUUUUAAUAAACAAAUGUGCCUCCAGUCUUUGUCAUUACCAUUAUACUGUUCACAGAAGCCACCCUCCCCCAAUUCAAUAAACAAAAAACAGUCUUAUUCCAAAAAUGAAAAGUAGCCCGAGGAAACCAAGUCUGCAUACAAUAUUCUGGCACCUUUUUAACAAUACAGAACAGGCAACUAAAAGGACACUCUGCUUGCUUUACCCACAGUGUUUGCUGUACCCAUGGCAACAGAGCUCUUUUUCCCCUCCACUGCUGAAGCGAUUAUGUGGUCAGGUGAAUACACCUACAUGCUAUCCAUUUGACUAGUUAAACUAGCUCCAGCAGGGCUUUAGAUUUCCCAGGUGUGUUUGAUACCGGGCAAAGUAUGAACCAGAAAGCCAAUGCACAGGAUAAAUGGGCCCAAACCGGAUGGAGAAUAGAGCAGAAGUAUGCAAACAAAGUGUUGUUAGGCAACUGGGCUGAAGAAAGACUUCAGUUCACUCGCAAGCCAAAGAUAGCCUACAGCACCAGUUGUGUAGACUACCGACCCCACUGGGAUUUCAAGCCAGACAUCUCUGAGAGAAGAUCUGCCCUGCUGAGAGCUGAGGGGCUUCCAUCUAAGAUGAUUUUUGGGCACCAUGACCCGCCAUCCUCACAUUAUCUGGUCACACAGUAUGCGGAAAGCUACGGGCGUAAUCUCAUCAAUGCUUUGCCCACUCUGCAACACAGACAUGCAGACAACUUGACACAAAAGCCCGAGAGGUCUGACCAGCUGACUUCUGCACUUCCAAACAACUUUGGCCCGCUGCAGACCACAAAUCACCAUUUUGAAAUACAGCAGUCACACCUUCCAUCUCUGACUGAGUACAGGUCAGCAUACCAGAGGCAACCACUUAGUGCCUUCUGCCAGGGCCGCUUUGCCAAGGCUUCACACAUGCUCUCCAGCCACCUCUAUGAAGCCAAUCAUAACAACAAGGAUCUGGAUCUGAGACAGAACUUGAUCCUACAAGUCCCGGAUCAUUAUUUCAGCCUAUGUCCACCAUCACAACAGGCUUAAUUUCAGUACUGUAGCUAUGAAACUGCCUCCGAUACUGGUUAAUUUAGAAGCUGUGUUUGUGGAUUCCCUUUUUCCGUAGUUGGCAACAAGUAAAACCCUAACUCAACAAACCAUUUGGGGAAAUCAAAUGGAUUUUAAAAAAUUAAAGACGAUUCUCAUUAUUUUGUGAGGACUACUGUGGAUCUACGCUG
Oreochromis niloticus (Nile tilapia) is the source of this 2957-nucleotide messenger RNA. It is a transcript of the gene aadacl4, whose product is annotated as arylacetamide deacetylase-like 4. Gene Ontology annotation, cellular component: membrane. Bases 422 to 1672 code for a protein of 416 amino acids. The transcript is spliced from 8 exons. The record is from RefSeq and is a predicted model, not a curated record. Gene Ontology annotation, molecular function: carboxylic ester hydrolase activity. NCBI's taxonomy places the organism in Eukaryota, Metazoa, Chordata, Actinopteri, Cichliformes, Cichlidae.